UGGGCGCCUAAAAUCGAACUUGCAGACCGUCCUCAUUGACCCCAAUACUAAGUCUAGGUGGUGUAAGAUGGAUUCAUUUCUACAGUUUCAAGAAUACCAAGUGAUACCUACCGGACGGCAUCGAAGAGAAGGAAAAGGCCGCCGACAGGAAGCCCUCGCUAUGUCUGUUUCAUAGCGUACUACAUCUUCUAAGCCAGUACACUCUGUCUAUUACCGAGCAUGUCUCGCUUUCCAAUAGACCAAGACGACGUCUGACUCUAGGCUGUAAAGCCGUGGGCGUGUUCAACUCUUCUCACUCCGAGGAAGGUUUGCCUGACAAGCCAUGACCCGCAUCCCACUUGAUCAUCCUUGGUCUCUCCAGGACGGUGAUCCGGACGCGCCGCGGUGGAACCUCUUUGGAGCGCGGACUAGUUGCCUCUCUUACCACCAGUGCUCAUCAGAGUGAUUUUCUGCUUCUGCUUCUUCUUCUUCUUGCCCCCGCUGUUGCCUCCCGAAGCUCCCUCUGGCGUUGCGGGCUCCACACCCAAUGCCUCCAUCUGAACGGCCAACUCUGCUGCUCCAAGUGAGUCAAGGAAUUGGUCGUUCCUGAGCCAUCCGUCAUCCACAUCUACUGGGUCCGUCGGGCCUGAUGUGGGGGAUGGUGGAAUGGCCGGGGUGCCCCAUAUUGUCCUCUGCGUCGAGGGACUGGUGGACAUUGAUGCCAGCGGGGUGAAGCCAGGUCGAGGAUUUGGAGGAGUCGUGCUUGCUGCGCCAAGUGGUUGAAAAUCGUCCAUGUUCAGGCGGUCAGAGUUGCCCUCAUCGCUAUACCGCAUGGUGAAACUCUCGUCCGCAGCGCUUAGGAUGGUCCUCCCCGGCCCACGACGAUAUGCAGCAGAUUCCAGGCGUUCUGCUUGUUGACGUUCACGCUCUUCCUGUGCAUCCUUGUCACGAUUACGUUUCCGCCGUCGCUCAAUCUCGUCCUUGAAGGUAUCCAGAACCUCAUUCGGGACGAUAUCUGUCCAAUCGCACUCCAGGAAGGAAAUGAGACAUCCUCUGGGGAUGUGCCCAAGAUACUUUGCUCGCUUCCGUAGUGCGUCGUCAAGCGUGUUUCCCGUCGAAAUGUGCUCCACUCUUGGCAAGAGUGUUGACGGAAACUGUGAGAAGGAGCCGUACUUUGUCUUGAGGAUCCGGAUAUCCAAGGGCGAGAGGUAAAGGUGUGGGGGUGAGGUGUAAAAGUAGAACUCGUGCUCAGACUCUGCACGCUUGCCAGAGCUCGAAUCCUUGGACGCUUCCGCCAAGGCGACCUCAACUUCUCCCAGGUCUUUGACUCUGUCCUUGGAAGCCUCGAUCGCCUUGACAGCCCGCUGCGUCCACUCCCCGUCCUCGUUGAAAAGCAGCUCGUCCUCUUUCUCUUGUUUGGUCAAUUGCUCAAUCUCGUUAUUAUACUGCUCCGUCAUGUAAUCGGAUGUGCCCCGCAUGAUGCGGGCAUAAUCCAGGACAUUGGCUGCAAAGUGCCAGGGGAUCUCAUCCCCGGAACUCAGAACCUCUGCUCCGCCUUCCUUGGGUAAUGCGAGUGUCGACUUGUCGUAGCGCAUCAUGAGACGAAGAACGACAUCGUCGCCAGGCCGCGGUAGUGGGCUCUCCUGGCCGGCGUAGAAGCGCACCGGUCGCACUUCAGACACUUGUACGCUGUCAUCGCAGAUUGGACACUUCUUCCAUCUAGAUUUCUUCUCAUGCGCGCUGGCUUCCUCGCUCGAGGUCGAGUGCAUGUACCGAAUCAGACACGGCAGGCAGAAAAUAUGGCCGCAUGUUGCCAUCCGAGGUGCGACAGGCUCGGACAGGCAGAUUGGACAGGACGCGGCCUGCGACUCGGCAGAAGCCAACACCUGGAGCACAUCUGCCCAGUCUAGAUGCUCGUCCGCAUCGACAGCCUGCUUCGAGUAAUUGCCCUUGGGCGACACAAUGAAACGGUAGUUGGCAUGUACAUAGCGGGCCUUAUCGGCGGUGUGGUAACCUGAUCCCGGGCCCCAGGUGGGAUUGCGGCGGUAGUUUCGGUUGUAGGGGGUGUGGUGGUUCUCGAAACGGGGCCGCGGCGAGGAGUAAUUCAGCAAAUGAGUGAUGGAGGUCUGGCCACGGCGGCUGGAGGCGUUACGGAUGGCCCUUAUCUCGUCCAUCUCGUCCUCGUCGUCCCUGUAUGAGCCAGCUCUUUUCUGGGUUCGGUGUUGCUUGCGUUGGCCCUGUCCCUUCCUGGGCGCGGCGAUUGCAAUGGACUGGCUGCUCUGGAAGGGACGACGGUUGGAGUCGAAACUCGAGGAUGCAGCCGGGGAGAAGGGAGGGGCGGCGUGGGCGGCGGAUGGUUGAGUCGAUGAGGACUUGCCGCCGAUGUUGGAUGAAUUCGACAUGUUCCGGACAAGAACACGACCCAAGUCUUGAAGACGAAACGGAGAGAUCAAGCCAAUCGCUCAAGAAACAGCUGCCUCGGCCGGCGUGGUGAUGACCGUGGGUGCAACUGCUGGCGGUUGGUUGAUUGAUUUGAUCCGAGGGUGCGGACGAGACGGCGAGGGGUGGGGUGACGUAGAACGCGCAGCUUUUGAUGCAGUCAGGUUGGUCGUGGGGAUUGCAGAACCAUCCUAUCGGCAGGGCCCAGCAAUGAGACUCUCGAUCGCAGUUGGAGGCAAGAAGGUCUACCCGAGUAGUAGACCUGACCUUUGGAUCCCGCAGGAACCUCGGAGUGGUUAGGAGUGGUUACGGGGUGGAGAGGACGGAACGGUCUGGUUGUUGGAGUCAUUCGGCAGGUCGGAGGGGCAAAGUAGAUUAGUCAUUCCAUUCUACCUACGACAGUGUGUGUUAGUAGUAGUCUGUGCUGGCCACGAUGCUGGAUCCAGAGAGCUGGUAGGCUCCCUCAACAACACCCCCCCCCCAAUAGUGUGAGAAUCAUAAGUGACCCGAUGCCGUUGUAAAAUCAAUUGCCUUCGCAGGAACAUGUGCAAGAAUUGCUCAUGAGAUGUCGUGGCCCCUCGGACUCUGAGGAUCGAGACUGCCCCGUCCACCGGCAGCCGGGAGCGGGUGGCUCCAUUGGAGGGGCCGGGCGUGUCGAGAGUCGAGACUCGAGACGCGCCCACUCGACUGCUGCGGGCCACCUAUCCUGCCUGCCUGCCCUGCAAGCUCCUGCAUCCACAUAUUGCACACAAGUAAAUAGCCUCAGCCUCCGUUUCCUUCAAAAUCUUCGGCAUCGUGUGUUUCCGGUGCCAGCCUCGCUGCAUCAUUGAGCCUUUCAUACUUGCUCCAGGGAGCAUCAGCAAUAUCAGACUUCCAACCGUGACCUUCUCGCCAUGGACCAGCCCGGCGAACAACAGGCCCUCCUUCCCCGUCAGGGCGAGCUGGACCAGCAGGACAGCUCAGGCGAGGUCAGCGCAUACGCUAGGCGAAGGGAAAGAUGCCAGGCUCUCCUCCAGUCGAAGCAGAAACACUAUCUGAUUCUCGCCCUGGUUGCCCUGGAUGUCUCAUGUCUGCUGGCCGACAUCUUCAUCACUCUCAUCGACUGCGAUAGCCGCAUCAAGAACGACGCUUGGGUCCCGCCCGUACACAAGGCCCUCGAGGACGCUGGUCUCGUCUUCUCAUGUCUCUUUCUGGCCGAAUUGAUCGCAAGCCUGUGGGCUUUCGGCUUUGAGUUUUUCCAUUCAUGGUUUCACGUUUUUGAUGCUGCCGUCAUCAUCGCCAGCUUCCUCGUCGACGUACUUACCCGUGGUGUUGUCGAGGAGGUCGCAUCCCUCAUCAUCAUCCUGCGUCUGUGGCGCUUCGUGAAAAUUAUCGAGGAGCUGAGCGUUGCAAGCUCUGAGCGGAUGGAGGACCUCGAGACGAGGAUCGAACGGCUCGAGGAGGAGAACUCCAGCCUGAGGGACAAGCUCAGGAAGUUUGCGCCCUCCAGUGAGGGUGAGCCGUGAGCCCCCGGCCUGGUGUGAUGAGGGUCUCUGAGUGAGUAUGAUAUGCAAAUAUUCUCAUUAGUGAGUCUCGUCUGACCACCAUUGUGGACUUGAUGUCUAUGUUGUGAGGCUUGACAAGCUGGGUCAACAGUCGACGCAUGUCUGGGAUAAAGCCUGCUGGUGUCGUGCACGGCACGAUGAACUGUCAAUCUACAUGGAACAAAUGGCCUCGCUCAGAUAGAACCUGCAGGGAUCCAAAUGUUUGCCCAGGUAAAGCUGCCGAAGUAUCGUCGUGCAGGUUGUCACAGGGAUGUGGCUAAUUCCGAAAGCCUACAGGUAGAUGGCCCGACCCUCAGGUGAACAUUCAGCAUCAGUAGGUGCAAGUUCUGCCGUAGGAGGAUUCCGUACGAAAGCUCGAGAGCUUUGAUCUUCAAACUACAUACAUUCAUCAUGAGAUCUACAUGUGUACGGAUCCGAUGUGUAUGGUUUCAGUCUCAAAACUCUGCCAACACACUGGAAUAUCGAAUGUGUUGAGAUCCCUGCGGGUUGUCAUUGGAAAUGCAGCAGGCAUGUAUAAAACGCGGCAUAUCACCACACCACCUGAGACCAGACCCGAGUUGAAGACGGUGCAACACGAGCGCGGAGGCAAACUCACAUGCACGACGAUCUCGUAUCCGCGUCUGUUUUGUCCGGCAGCACAGCCGCACACAUGCCAGCCAUCUGGCGUCGUUUGGGAACAGAUCAUCCACUUGCAGCCACACCCGUCUCGGACAAUGACUAUUCUGGGAGCACAAUUGGGGAACGAAGAUCACAAAAUAAGAAAGAAAAAACAAUAAACCAUAUCAAAGCCCUGACAGGCUGACAGGAUGGAUUGUUCAGUACCAAGGCUCGAUCUGGGAAAUA
Molecule: messenger RNA, 4805 nt
Organism: Diaporthe batatas
Lineage: Eukaryota; Fungi; Ascomycota; Sordariomycetes; Diaporthales; Diaporthaceae
Exons: 2
Coding region: 3312-3923 (203 amino acids)
Biological process (GO): proton transmembrane transport
Cellular component (GO): plasma membrane
Molecular function (GO): voltage-gated proton channel activity
Source: RefSeq, a predicted model, not a curated record